This is a messenger RNA of Chilo suppressalis (striped riceborer), 1305 nucleotides long. The record is from the annotation of a GenBank genome assembly. Lineage: Eukaryota; Metazoa; Arthropoda; Insecta; Lepidoptera; Crambidae.
AUGCCUUACCUGAUGCCUUACCUGAUGCCUUACCUGAUGCCUUACCUGAUGCCUUACCUGAUGCCUUACCUGAUGCCUUACCUCCUGCCUUACCUUCUGCCUUACCUGAUGCCUUACCUCCUGCCUUACCUCCUACCUUACCUGAUGCCUUACCUCCUGCCUUACCUGAUGCCUUACCUCCUGCCUUACCUCCUGCCUCACCUGAUGCCUUACCUCCUGCCUUACCUGAUGCCUUACCUCCUGCCUUACCUCCUGCCUCACCUGAUGCCUUACCUCCUGCCUUACCUGAUGCCUUACCUCCUGCCUUACCUCCUGCCUCACCUGAUGCCUUACCUCCUGCCUUACCUGAUGCCUUACCUCCUGCCUUACCUCCUGCCUCACCUGAUGCCUUACCUCCUGCCUUACCUGAUGCUUUACCUCCUGCCUUACCUCCUGCCUCACCUGAUGCCUUACCUGAUGCCUUACCUCCUGCCUUACCUCCUGCCUCACCUGAUGCCUUACCUCCUGCCUUACCUCCUGCCUUACCUGAUGCCUUACCUCCUGCCUUACCUCCUGCCUCACCUGAUGCCUCACCUGAUGCCUUACCUCCUGCUUUACCUGAUGCCUUACCUCCUGCCUUACCUCCUACCUUACCUGAUGCAUUACCUCCAGCCUUACCUUUUGCCUUACCUCCUGCCUCACCUGAUGCCUUACCUCCAGCCUUACCUUUUGCCUUACCUCCUACCUUACCUGAUGCCUUACCUGAUGCCUUACCUCCUGCCUUACCUGAUGCCUUACCUCCUGCCUUACCUGAUGCCUUACCUCCUGCCUUACCUCCUACCUUACCAGAUGCCUUACCUCCUACCUUACCUGAUGCCUUACCUGAUGCCUUACCUCCUGCCUUACCUGAUGCCUUACCUUCUACCUUACCUGAUGCCUUACCUUCUACCUUACCUGAUGCCUUACCUGAUGCCUUACCUCCUGCCUUACCUCCUGCCUUACCUUCUACCUUACCUGAUGCCUUACCUUCUACCUUACCUGAUGCCUUACCUGAUGCCUUACCUCCUGCCUUACCUGAUGCCUCGCCUGAUGCCUUACCUCCUGCCUUACCUCCUGCCAACCCAAGUCCUAGAACUCGAAUCACCAGCAGAAACAACAUCAUCAAAAGUUAAGUAUUAUUCUAUUCUAUUGGAUCUCGUUUUAAUAGUGUAUACCGAUUCUAAAUUCAAUAUGUAAACAUUAAUAUUUUUUCUUGAAUUAAAGUUUUCCGCUAAAUCCUUAAUUACCCCAAGGGCCAUCAUUAAACUGCUUAAUUCAUCCAGGUAA